Molecule: messenger RNA, 1852 nt
Organism: Paramormyrops kingsleyae
Lineage: Eukaryota; Metazoa; Chordata; Actinopteri; Osteoglossiformes; Mormyridae
Gene: htatip2
Product: HIV-1 Tat interactive protein 2
Biological process (GO): import into nucleus
Cellular component (GO): cytoplasm
Source: RefSeq, a predicted model, not a curated record
GAGGGCAAGCUUAAUCUCCGGCGCCCCCCGUCUGAGACAAAGUGAAACAAAUAAUAAUAUUUAUUAAUGUAGUAGUAGUAGUAGUAGCAGUACUUGUUGUUGUCGUCAUCAUCACGGCGACACAACCCUAAAAAUAAGGCACCGUGCACGGCUGCCAAGUUGCGCACACUCGUUCGAUUUUGAAACCGGAAGUCAACGUACACUUGUGCGCUGUUAUGAGUAAAAUACCUUUUACGACUUGUUAUGACGUUCCUCCUAUGCAAAUGUGGUAAAACCGUGGGCUUUUUGAGCAGCAUACUGGUUCUGAUAGCAGUCGUUUUGCACUAUUUGGCGUAUCCAGAGACUGUAGCGUGUCCAAGAAUGGCGAGUAAUAUGAGGACGUUGGAGGAGGCUUUCCGGGAGAAGAAUAAAACCUGUUUCGUCUUGGGCGCCUCCGGGGAAACGGGCAAGCAGCUGCUGAAAGAGCUUGUGGAUCGAAAGAUCUUUUCCAAGAUUACCCUGAUAGGGAGACGACAGCUGACCUUUGAGGACAAAGCUCAUGAAAGCGUGAUCCAGGAAGUUGUAGAUUUUGAGAACCUAGAUAAUUUUGCUUCAGCGUUUCAGGGUCACGAUGUAGGAUUCUGCUGCCUGGGAACCACUAAAGCCAAGUCAGGGGCUGAUGGUUUUGUUCGAGUCGACCACGACUACGUGUUAAAAUCAGCACAGCUGGCCAAGGCUGGUGGCUGUUCCCAUUUCAUCCUGGAGUCUUCCGCACGAGCUGACAAAACGAGUGCCUUCCUUUACACGAGAGUCAAGGGUGAAGUGGAAGCAGAUAUUGAGGAAUUGAAAUUUGAAAGGUACUCCAUCUUCAGACCUGCAGUGCUUUUGGUUGAUCGCCAGGAGUCCCGACCAGCAGAGUGGCUUGCCAGAAAGUUCUUUGGCGGAUUCUCCUACGUUUCCCCCGGUUUUAUGUCCAUACCCAUUAAGUAUGUGGCCAAAGCUAUGGUGGCCAACACACUCAGUGAGGAAGGAAAAAGCGUGGAGAUUCUUGAGAACAAGGAUAUCUACAAGCUAGGAAAAUGUGCAGAAUAAUGAAAUGAUUGCAUUCAGUACAAGUAAAACUUUUGGUGAUUUUUCUGUAAAUGUAAUUGCAUGGAAAAGGUAAUAUAAAAGAGUGGACAACAAAUGGAAUCAACACUAAAAACGUUUCUUGAUCUUUUAAAAUGAAUUACUCAAAUUAUGAGUAAUUGGAAGUUAUGUAAAAAGAACCAGGUUCCUGCACAUUUGCUUGAUCAACUUGAAAAACCUUUAUUGUAUAUAAGGCAUAUUAUUAUUGUUAUCGUGACUUUGUUGUUAUAAUAAUUUUAUAUAAUAACUUUGUUGUUAUAAUAAUUUUUCUGUUUCCCUGUACCCACCAACCCACCUUCUGUGGAUGCCCGCUACAUAGCUUUUACACAUUAUAAUGGCCAUGGUUGCAUAGUUAUAAGGUGCAAAUAUAGGUAGUAGCCAGUCAGGUUCCUCCAGCUGGGGCAUCCAACCUCACAUGGGAUCAGGUGGGAGUGGUUCACAUGAUGAAUGUAUUUCAUUGUGUGGAUUGAGACAUAUCUGUAACAGAUAUUUUAUAUUGUGACAUUUUUAACAUAAGGGAAAUUAAGGGAAAUUAAAGUCUAAAUGAACUUUUUUGGCAUAUUACUGAUAUAAUUGUUCAUUUAAUAUACUUUUUGUUUGUACCAUUUAAAGUACAUUUAAUAAUUGCAGCCUAGUACAUAAUAAGCUGCACCUGUUUUCAAGCCCAUAAACCAAAGAUAAUUAACUGUCAUUUGUAAUAUGCUUUUGUCAAUGUACCAGGACUUUGAAUACAAAAUGAAGCUCA